Diaporthe batatas is the source of this 1224-nucleotide messenger RNA. RefSeq lists its product as uncharacterized. The transcript is spliced from 3 exons. The coding region runs from base 1 to 1224 and encodes 407 amino acids. The record is from RefSeq and is a predicted model, not a curated record. NCBI's taxonomy places the organism in Eukaryota, Fungi, Ascomycota, Sordariomycetes, Diaporthales, Diaporthaceae. Gene Ontology annotation, molecular function: hydrolase activity.
AUGAUACUGGGACCCGUGUCCUACCUCGACUGCAUCGUUUUCUGCAUCUUCCUUGCGCCGCAGCUCAUACUCAAUGUCGGCCUGCUGGAGACAGUGAUUACCGUGUUACAGGUACUGCCGUUCUUAGUCUUUGAGCUACCUGCCACCUUCCUCUACGAGCGCUACUGGUUAAAAAAGGCGGACCGGCCAGUUUUCGUCCAGAAGGCGUCCCCAUUUGAGGAUUUUGUCGUCCGCUGUGUACGGUAUGCCUUCGCCAACAUCCCGCCCAAGGUAGGCCGUGUCUUCUUCGGGAAGAAGGUCGCACUGCCGUGGCUGAGGUGGCGGCUGCUCCGUCAUGGCCGUCUCAGAUCGCCCGUCUUCUGGAAAGAAUACCGUGACGAGAACGUCCGAGGCGUGUGGGCCAUUGACGACCCUGCGGCAAGGCCGGACAUAAUCAUAUACUAUGCUCAUGGCGGAGGCUUCAGCAUGGGUUCGCCCUAUUUCUACCUCGAGUUCCUUCUCACCUGGCUCUCGCUCCUGAAGCGGGCAGGCUACAGGAACCCGGCAGUCUUCGGCCUGGACUAUACCCUUGUGCCCGACUCCAGUUUCCCGAAACAGCUCGCCGAGAUGGUCGCUGGGUAUGAGCAUGUCCUUCGCAUGGCCGGCAGCGACCCGUCCAUCAUCUGCGUUGCAGGAGACUCGGCAGGAGGGACGCUGGCUCUGAGCAUGCUGCUGCACCUCGCGCAUCCCGUGUCCAGCAGCAAAGGCAGGCACUUGCCAGAGGACUCGCGCCACCUCAAUAAGCCUGGCAUGGCCGUCCUCAUCUCGCCGUGGCCGACCCUCCAGUCUGCGCUGUAUCAGAACAACCGCAGCGACUUCCUUGACGUGCCGGCGCUGCAUCUUUACGCUGCGCAGUAUGCCGGCAGGGUCGAUUUGCUCGAUGAUCCCGUUGCGUCGCCCGGGAACUGUACGAGACUGGCGUGGCUGAAAGAAGCAAGUCCAAAGAAAGGGUUACACGUAGUGUAUGGCAAGGAAGAAGUGUUUGCGCCUGAGAUUGAGCAGUUGGUGCAGAGGCUGGACAAGGCUGGGACGCUGGUCACCAGCCAAGGUGAGACAGGAGGGAUACACGCGUGGCCCGUCGCGUCGCUUUUCCUGAGCAGCACGGAAGAUCAGAGGAUCAAAGGCCUCGGAGGUAUUGUAAAGGAGAUAAAAAACCGCCUCCCGCCACCUCAGCACCAGAAGUAG